GUGGGACGACGAGGGCGUGGGCGAUCCGCCCAUGGUUAUAGUGGUCAGGAGCAGGGGCGCUCUUCAGUCGAAACUGCGGAUGCUCACCAUCCUGAGCCGGCAUGGGUUCUCAGUGGAUGCCCGCUCAGCGGUUGACAGCUGGUCGCCGCUGCUGGCAGCGGUGGAGCAGGGCUGCCGCCGCUUGGUGGAGGCGCUGCUGGCGCUGGGCGCGCGGCUCUCCGCGGACCGGCACCUAGGUUUCACUCCGCUUCACUUGGCUUGCCAAAUGGGCCAUUGGCACCUGCUGCCUUGCCUGGUCGAAGCAAUGCAGAAGCAGUACCAGCGCGUUGCGGCCUGGGGACCAUCUCCUCAGUACAUCUCGCUCAACGUGGCAGAUGCCUAUGGCAGGACUCCGCUGGACAUUGCUUUGCUGCGAUACUUCUCCAGCCCUGACGACAGGCCUGAUGGCAAGGCAGUGGAUGUGCUGCGGAAGUUUAUCCACAAGUCCGCGGAGCCAGGGCCGGUCUGCGGCUGGGAGCUGUUCCAAGUCCUGAACUUCAUCGACACAAUUCCUUCCAAGAAGGCAUUGGGCGCUCAGCUCUUGGAGUAUCGCUCUCAGAAUGCCAGCCCUUCGGCAAGCGCAGACGGAGAGAAGGAGCUGGGCGAGGAGCCUGGCACGGAGUAUGGAGAGGUGGAAGAAGUCUUGAAGGCAAUCCGACUGCUUCUUCAGGCCGGUGGCCAGACGCGGUGGCUUCAAGAUCUACUGGAGCCCGGCAGGCGUGAGGAACCGGGUGCAUUGCGACAGGAAGGUCGAAGUUUCCAGCCUUGGAUGCUGAGCUGGCGGAUGAGAGCUCGCUCUGAGAUCGCUGGAUGCCGAUUGCGGGUGAUGCGCCGCGUUUAUCUAAGCCUCGGUGAGGAGAAGCGCACUCGUCCACAGGGUGGAAAGUGCAAAGGGCCACUCGCCUGGCUAAAAGUUGCCUGUAGAACCUGUGUUUCGUAUCAGAUGCUCGCGGAGCAGUCAACCGUAUGCCCAAAAGCACUUGACCGAGGUAGGAAUGGUUCCCGGUGCUUUUCAACUUGGGAACUCUGCUUUCACCAACUGUCCCCGUAGUCUCACCGGUUGGCACGCGAGCAGAGCGUACCAGUCCAAGGAGCGGAAUCGCGUGCAGCCAUGAAACAGAAUUCUGGAACCAUGGGUGCCACGUGUCC
Effrenium voratum is the source of this 1188-nucleotide messenger RNA. The record is from the annotation of a GenBank genome assembly. Lineage: Eukaryota; Dinophyceae; Suessiales; Symbiodiniaceae.